This is a messenger RNA of Musa acuminata subsp. malaccensis (wild Malaysian banana), 1344 nucleotides long. RefSeq names its product floricaula/leafy homolog. Gene Ontology annotation, biological process: regulation of DNA-templated transcription. Lineage: Eukaryota; Viridiplantae; Streptophyta; Magnoliopsida; Zingiberales; Musaceae. Gene Ontology annotation, molecular function: DNA binding. The record is from RefSeq and is a predicted model, not a curated record.
ACACCGACAGGAGGCAAGCCGAUGGACCCGGGCGACGCCUUCUCGGCCAACGUUUACAAGUGGGAGCCGCGAGAGGCACCGCCUCACCCGUGCCGGCUCCUCCAGCCACUUCCCCCGCCGCCGCCUCCGCCCCCUCAGCCGCCAAUGGCGGCGGCUCAGGUAGAGGAGCAGCGGCCUCGGGAACUGGAAGAGGUGUUCUCGGGGUACGGGGUGCGGUACGCGACGGUGGCGCGGAUCGGGGAGCUGGGGUUCACGGCGUCGACGCUGGUGGGGAUGACGGAGGCGGAGGUGGACGACAUGAUGGCGACCCUCGCGCACCUCUUCCGGUGGGAUCUCCUCCUCGGCGAGCGCUACGGCAUCAAGGCGGCCCUCCGCGCCGAGCGCCGCCGCCUCGUCGACUCCCGGCUCCUCCGCCACCACCGCCACGACGACAACGGCGACGGCGACCCGCGUCGCCGCCUCCUCCUCCCAAGCGACCAUCUCCACGGCAACAACAACGCCCUCGACGCUCUCUCCCAAGAAGGGCUGUCAGAGGAGCCGGUGCAGCACGACAAGGAAGCAGCAGGGAGCGGCGGAGAGGCAGCCGCGGGGGUGGCGAAGAAGGACAGCAACGGCAGGCAACAGCGGAGCUCGAAGAAGCACAAGAGCAACGGCCACAACAAGAAGAGCAAUAAAAGGAGGUCGUUCCAAGAGGGAGACGAGGAAGACGAAGACGACGACGACGACGACAACGACGACUGGGGCUCCGGCUCGGAGACGUCGGAGAAGAGCCGGCGGGCGGAGCGGCAGCGGGAGCACCCGUUCAUCGUGACGGAGCCGGGGGAGGUGGCGCGCGCCAAGAAGAACGGUUUGGACUACCUCUUCCACCUCUACGACCAGUGCCGCCACUUCCUCCUCCAGGUGCAGGCCCUCGCCCGCGAGCACGGCCACAAGUGCCCCACCAAGGUGACCAACCAAGUAUUCCGAUAUGCCAAGAAGGUCGGGGCCAGCUACAUCAACAAGCCAAAGAUGAGGCACUACGUGCACUGCUACGCCCUCCACUGCCUCGACGAGGAGGCGUCCAACGCGCUGCGGAGAGCCUUCAAGGAGCGGGGCGAGAACGUGGGAGCCUGGAGGCAAGCCUGUUACAAGCCCCUGGUGGCCAUCUCGGCGAGGCAUGGUUGGGACAUCGACGCCGUCUUCAACGCCCACCCCCGCCUCUCCAUCUGGUACGUCCCCACCAAGCUCCGCCAGCUCUGCCACCUUGCACGCAGCAACGCCAACGCCUCCUCCAGCUCUGUCUUGGCCGCGACAUCCGAUGGUCUCCCGGCGCCGCCACCAAUGUUCUAGGCCUCUGUUACGAAC